Messenger RNA from Vidua chalybeata, 2960 nucleotides. RefSeq names its product family with sequence similarity 120B (gene FAM120B). Bases 1 to 2130 code for a protein of 709 amino acids. Gene Ontology annotation, cellular component: nucleus. The record is from RefSeq and is a predicted model, not a curated record. NCBI's taxonomy places the organism in Eukaryota, Metazoa, Chordata, Aves, Passeriformes, Viduidae. The transcript has 10 exons.
AUGGGUGUUAGAGGCUUGCAGGGAUUUGUGGCAAGAGUUUGCCCUGAUGCGUGCCAAACGAUAGAUCUGAGAGAAAUGGCAGAAAAGCAUCGCAUUGAUCAUCCUGAUUGCCCACCUGUUAUCGUAGUAGAUGCCAUGAGUUGCGUUAGACACUGGUACACACCAGAAUCCUGGGUGUGCGGUGGCCAGUGGCGGGAGUACCUUGCCAUUUUAGAGGACUUUAUCAAUGCUUUUAUGGCAGCUGGUAUCAAGUUGGUGUUUUACUUCGAUGGGGUGGUAGAAGAGAAAAAGAGAGAUGAGUGGAUCAAACGGAGGAUGAAAAAUACUGAGGAAAUAGCCAGAUUAUUUCAGUUUAUCAAGACUCACAGGAAACAACCAGGGAGAGAAAUGUUUGUUCUUCCUUCAGCUCUGCCUACUUUUACACGUUAUGCCCUGAAAUCACUCGGUCAAAAAACAGUCUGCACACUGCAAGAGGCAGACUUUGAGGUGGCUGCAUAUGGUUUGCAGCACAACUGUAUAGGAAUUCUGGGGCAAGAUAGUGACUACCUCAUCUAUAACACAUGUCCCUACUUUUCCAUUGAGAACCUCUGUUUGGACAGACUGGUCACUGUUAUGUAUUCUCGAGAAGUUCUUUGCCAUGUGCUGGGUAUUAGUUUAACACACCUUCCUCUCUUUGCAUGCUUGCUUGGCAAUGAUGUUGUUCCAGAGAGCAUGUUGGAAGGCUUUUGGCACAAAUGUUUAACCACCACUCCCCACAGGAAUAACAGCUACAACAGAAGAACAAACAUACUGCUGUCUGUAGCAAAUUACAUCUCAAAAAUUCCGUGCUCGUACAGCAGCCUGAAACACUUGGAAGAGAUUCUACCUCUGGGAUCAGACAAGACAUUGCUUUGUAGAGGAGUGAACUCCUAUCUUUUGCCUGGGCAGCAGUCUCCAUGGGUUCCUCCCAAUGAAACAAAUUGUCAAAUGUUUUCCCUUCAACAACAAUCAGCUCUCUGUCAAGAUAAAGAAAUCUUUCAGUUAGCUAAAGAACAGCAUAUCCAAUCUGAAAAUUAUUCGAUCUUCAAUAUCCUGAGUCAUGGAGAGAUUGAGUGCAGCAACUCCUUGGAAGAUGACUAUGAUACAGAGAUUCCUGGACAGGCACUUAUCUACCGCCCUGCUCGUCAGCAUAUUUAUUCUAUCUUGUUGGAAUCUGGAAAAGGUGGAACCUAUCCUUUGGUAAAAGAGUGGUUUGUCUAUUUUGGAAAUUCUCUCAAGCAGCCGGACCUCAUACAACCUGUACAACCUUCUCUUACAGGUGGAACACCUAAUUUGAAAACACUGUGGCUUGCCAAAGGGCCUGACGUGGAGAAGCAACGGUAUAGUACAUUUCUGGCAUGCUUUCACCUUCAAGAUGAGAUGGAAGAACUCCAGGCUCUGGAAGCACCUGUUGCAGGAUUCUGCUGCUUGCUGGCCUAUCUUAUGAUGCAGGUCAGUAGCCUCUCUCUGGAGGACUUAAAUGCAUUUCUGGCACUCAUUAUCUGUCUCAAAGGGAAAUCAGUAGCUCAACUGACAGGCCUGCAGCUUGCACAAGUAGACUCCAGGGCUGUACAUCUGGGUGCUGUCCUUAUCCGCGGCCUUACAACUUUGCUCAUGGCCAACAGUGCCUGCGGCUUUCCAUUCAGGAUGGAUGAUCUGAUGCCUUGGGCAGUGUUUGAUGGAAAACUUUUUCAAGAAAAAUACCAGAAGGCACACCAAGGUUGCUCUGUGGAAGAACUUUUGGAAGGCAAUGAGUCUUUGUACACACCCUUCCAGAAUUUGAAGUCUCUCAUUUGCAAGGUUUGCAUGGCAAAGAACAGAACAAUACAGAGCAGACCAAGAGGGAAUGGAUUUAACACAGGAAGAGAACAAAGAGUUUUUAAUCCCAGGUUCCAACAGCCACACAGAAGUCAUUUUGUUUCUCCAUAUCAUAACCAGAUGAGGGGGUUCACACAAAGACAUCUGCAAUCCCAAGGUGGAGGAUCAGGACAUCCACACUGGAGGAGACAUCACCUUCCUCCUUGUUCUAAAAUCAAGGGGGUGUCAAGAGAGGAGCCAGGCUCUUCUCGAUGGUGCCAAGCAAUAGGACAAAAAGCAAUGGGCAGAAAAUGAUGCACAGGAAGUUCCACUUGACUAUGAGGAGAAGUUCUUCACUGGGGAGGUGACCAAGCACUGGAACAUACUGUCCAGAGAUGUUGUGGAAUCUCCCUUGCUGGAGAUGUUCAAGAACCACCUGGCCUCAAUCCUGUGCCAUGUGCUCUAAGAUGACCAUGACUGAACAGUGAGGUUGGACCAGAUGACCCCCUGUGGUCCCUUCCAACCUGACCCAUUCUGUGAUUCUGUGAUUAUUCAGUAAUGUUGUUUCUUAGGCCUUGUGCAGGUGACUCCUUUGAGUCAACUGUCAGUGCACCUUCAUUCCUGUUUAGUAUCCAUAUUAUGUCAAAGUGAAUAGCAUUGUCAGACAUCUAUAACUCCAUUCUCAAUUUCCUCCCAUGUAUUUUUCUGUUUGUAACCCAAUAAAUAUAUUUUUCAUACUCUGUAUAUAGCAACAGUCCAACUAAAUAAAUAAGCAAUAAGGAUUUCUCAUUUUAUUAAAAGUCUGAGCAGACACCAUUUCACACAACACGGUGUCUUGAUUUGCAUUUCAGAAAAUGCACUGUCAUCAUAGGGGUAUUCCUGCUUCCUUUUUCAAUUGAUUUUCCACUGACUGUAAUUGUAUUAUCAUCAUUUUUUUACUAUCAUUUUUAUCCCUCCCUUCCAAGCCUUUUGAAAUAAUGUGGUCUGAAUUUUAUGGAAACUUCACUGGUUUCAGGGAUCUCAUAAUGUAUAAUAGUGUAUUUUAAAAGAAUGUGAUUGUGUGCCAGAAUUUGUUGGUAAUUCCCUCUUCAGGCUUUGAUAUGAGAAAAGAUGUCUGUUGUCCUCAAUAAACAAAGUUAAAUACA